Messenger RNA from Frieseomelitta varia, 2783 nucleotides. RefSeq lists its product as uncharacterized. Bases 479 to 781 code for a protein of 100 amino acids. The transcript has 2 exons. The record is from RefSeq and is a predicted model, not a curated record. NCBI's taxonomy places the organism in Eukaryota, Metazoa, Arthropoda, Insecta, Hymenoptera, Apidae.
UAUAUGUAAAAGAAAUAUGAAAAAGAAGAUUGAAACACCAAUAAUGUUCUAAAUACAACGAUCUUAAUAAAAUAAUUGAAAAAAAUCUUAAAAAAAAUUUAAUAAAAUGUCAAAGAUAAAAAUCAAGGUGAAAGAUCAUUAUAAGAUUUAAAAUACUGCAAGUACAAGAUAACAAGAGAAGACAAAUGCCUUAAACAUAUAAGAAUAUAAGUGACAAAAAAAGAUGAUAUCAUUGUAUACAAAAACUAAAGUGUACUGUGUAUUAAGAAAUACUGUACCUAAGAUUUCUAGCAAAUAUUUCUGAUAUGAUUAACACAGAAGUCUGUCAUUUAUAAGAAGCUGACUUAUCACAGAAUCGUGCAGUGUAAUUACAGAGGUCAUAAACUACACGUAUUGUAGUACAAGACAUUAAAAUAUAAGUGGAUAUAAAAAACUCUAAUUUAACAUUAAAUAAUAAAGGAAAAAACUAAUAAUAGACAUGAUAAACAAUCAACAUUGUGUUAUUCUUAAUUCUGGGGAGACCAAUAAUUAUCAUCAACCGGUCUCUGCAAAACCUUCUGUUGUUUCUGUAUCAAGUAUUGAUUCUGAUGUAAGUGAUAGAAGAGAUGUACGUGAAGAACUUUAUGCUGGAAUUUUCAGAAGACAUAGGAAGACCAUACUUGUGCUAGGCAGUUUUCUCAAAAUGUUAAGGAGGUACUUGGAUAAAUUGAAUGCUCUGAACCAAAUAUAUGCCUUAAUUGCUUUACAUUUUAAUAUUGUCAUACAACAAAAAUUUUGGUGAAAUCAUUAAAUUCUAAUUAUUAUGUUAUAUUUAUAUGUAUUUCAAAUUAAUUUAAGGAGACAUUUCCAAGACUUAAAAUUUAUGAGAAGACUUUGUAAAAAUUUAUCAUAUCUUAAUUGAAACUAUUUUUCAUUGUCUAUUUUAAUGCAUAUCUUUUUUCUAUUUUUAUCAGAAUAUAUUUUCUUUAUAAGUUUUAACAAAAGAAGAAAAAUAAAACAGAAUAUGCAAUACAAAUAAAAAAAUUAGUAAAAUAUCUGUAAUGAAAUGAAAGUAAUACUGCCAUAUAUGAUACAUCUUAUUUCUUAUGUAUAUAAAAAACUAAUAAUGCAGUUUCAAUGGAAAUUAACAGUAGCAAACUUUUUCGAGAUACAACUUUAAUAACAAUCUUUUGUUAUUUAUAUCUACAAUUUUUAUAUUACUGGUCUCUUUAUAUCAAAUACUGCCAUUAAAAAAUUCAUACAAAUAUAUGAUAUAACAAAUGCAAGUAAUAUAGCUUAACAAAAAAUAUGUUCAAAUAUUUAAAAUUGCAAUUAAAAUUUUUAUAUAAGCACUUAACAAUUCAAUCGUUCUUGUAUUUUAGCCGAACCAUUUAUUGUCGUAAGACUGAGAAAUGUGCUUUUCAGGAUAUAGUACGUGCCAUAAUAUUUAUAGACAAGCAUUAAAAAUAAAAAUAGUUAAAAUCAUGCCAUUGUCAAUUUCUUCACUUUCUACCAAUCAAAUAUCGGACAAAUGCAAUGAUAUAGCAUAUCGGAACUGUUUUAAAUACAAGUAUGUGACAUUUCAUACCAUGUUAAGAGAUCAAAGUCAAGUUAUAUCUUAUAUAAUUUUGAAGGAGUUAAAGUAUAAAAUUACAUUGUAUCAAGACAAUGUCAUAAAAUGGCGAUUUUAAUUGUUAAAGUGCUAUUUAUGGGAUAAUAGUUAGUAUGUGAUAAGAAUAAACCAUUACAAUUGCUUGACUAAUUUUUCAGUAAAGCAACUUCAAAUAACUUGAUAAUGGUCCAUGUGUAUAUGAUACAUAUGUAUGUUUAUUAUGUGAUGAAAUAAAAGAGAUAAAAUUAUUAUUAAAUAAUAAAUUUAUGUAAUAAUAAACUCUAUCAUUUAGGUAAAUUUUAUCAUAUGUGAUUUAUAUAAUUUAUCUCAUUGUAUAGAUAUGAUAAAUUAUAAAAUGUUUUGUUUUAAUUAAAAAUUAUAAAUAAAAAUACUACUUCAAUUAUUGUACUGUUAUGUUUCAAUUUGUACAUCUUGUGUAGAAUUUAUAGAGAUUAUGUACAAAAAAAGUAAAGAGUUACAUGUAACAUAAAAUACUAAUUGUGUUCCUUACCUUACUGAAUUGCCCAAGUACAUAUUUUAGAAUAUUAGGUGGUGAAUCAUGCAAUAAAGAUUCUAAAGCUUCAAUAUACAUGCAUUUUUGUAAUAUCUGUUUCAGUGCUGUGUUACAUUUUGCUUUAAGAUCUUCUGAACUAUUUGGAUUAUUGUAAAGCUAAAAAUAAACUAUAAAAUAAUAAUGAUGAACAAUAAACAACAACAUAGUAGCAAUUAAAAAAAACAAGUCUGUAAUAUACCUGUAAUAAUUUUGGUAGAAUAUUUGCAACUGCAACUGCUUUUGCAUGUUCUGAUGUAUGCUUUCCAAUUUGUCCAAUUGCCCAUACAGUAAUAGCAAGUGUAUGAUCAUCAGUUUCUUCAAGUAAUAUAGUAGAUAGGUGCACAACUCCCUAUAAAAAAAUAUUCGCUCUCAACGGUUUUUAUUGUAGAAGUAUUGUAAAAAGUAUAUUGAAAUGUCAUACUUUAGAUCCUAUAACUGCAAUAGCUAACUGAUCUAAGUGUCCAGCAAUAUAUCCAAUUGCCAUUAUUGCUGGUAAUUUGACUGUCAAUUUUGAGAUACUAAUUAAUUCAACAAGUGCACCAAUACCACCAAUAUUCACAAUAAGUUGGGCCAUCUGAGAAAAAUGUAAUUAUAACUGUAUAAUGUAACAUAUUGAAAAUAAAUUAAAGUUUGAUUUUA